Molecule: messenger RNA, 3717 nt
Organism: Candoia aspera
Lineage: Eukaryota; Metazoa; Chordata; Lepidosauria; Squamata; Candoiidae
Gene: TMED7
Product: transmembrane p24 trafficking protein 7
Exons: 4
Coding region: 180-848 (222 amino acids)
Biological process (GO): endoplasmic reticulum to Golgi vesicle-mediated transport; Golgi organization; intracellular protein transport
Cellular component (GO): Golgi apparatus; COPII-coated ER to Golgi transport vesicle; endoplasmic reticulum-Golgi intermediate compartment
Source: RefSeq, a predicted model, not a curated record
AUGAUUACUAUCCGGAAGUUCUUGGAUCUUGUCUGAGGUGGAAUCCGUUCACUUCCGGAUCACCUAUUCCGUUUUGCCCUCCCCUUCUUGUACGGCCACGCCGCAGGUGAAAGCCGGCGCGUCUUCGGCUACCUGGCAGCUUAGCUUUCCGUGCUUGUGGUUGAGUCCCCGUCCGGGAGAUGUUGCUGAGAGGCUGGCAAGGCUCUGGUGCCUCCGCAGGGUCCUUGGCGGCGGGAUUGUUGCUGUUCCUGCACCUGAAUUGGGCGGUCCGCGCCUCAGAGAUCACCUUCGAAUUGCCUGAUAAUGCCAAGCAGUGCUUCUAUGAGGAGAUCGUGCAGGGCACCAAAUGUACCCUGGAAUUUCAGGUGAUUACUGGAGGACACUAUGAUGUUGAUUGCCGCUUAGAAGAUCCAGAUGGUAUUGUGCUAUAUAAAGAAAUGAAGAAACAGUAUGAUAGUUUUACUUUUACUGCAUCCAGAAACGGAACAUACAAAUUUUGUUUCAGCAAUGAGUUUUCAACUUUCACACACAAGACAGUGUACUUCGACUUCCAAGUUGGAGAUGACCCACCUCUCUUUCCUAGUGAAAAUAGAGUUACCGCACUCACUCAGAUGGAGUCAGCAUGUGUUUCAAUUCAUGAAGCUCUGAAGUCUGUCAUUGAUUACCAGACACAUUUUCGGCUGAGGGAAGCACAAGGCCGUAGCAGAGCAGAAGACUUAAACACACGAGUGGCUUAUUGGUCAACAGGAGAAGCCAUCAUUCUACUUGUAGUUAGCAUUGGGCAGGUAUUUCUUCUCAAAAGUUUCUUCUCUGACAAAAGAACCACUACAACUCGUGUUGGAUCAUAACAAGCUUCAUAUCCAUUGUUUGAAAAAUAUACUAUUAUUUGAAUGAUUUCUAGUUAAAGAACAAGUACAGGGAACAUUUUAAAUAACUUUAGCCUUCUCACUUCAAAGUUGUAAAAUUUGUACUCCCCCAAAGCUGUCACAGAAAAAAAGACAGCCUUUUAUUUGUUACAUAUUGGGGUUUUCUUUCAUAUCUGCUGAGAGAUCUAAUAGUUCCUAUUUUUUUAACAAAUGAGACUUGUUAGUACAUAGUGCUUUAAGAAAAUCCUUUAAGUGGUGAAUUAAAAGAUUGUCCUUAUGAAAAACAGAGUGCAGUCUGACCUUGCAAGUCUGGAAGUGUUGAAAUGAAAACAGAAACACAUAUAAUGGUAGUCUCAAAGCCUUGUACUGCACUGUUUUGAGCGACUAUGGAAAUUCUAGGGUCUUGAAUAAUAUUUUGGGUGUUUGUGUGUGUGUGUGCGUGUGUGUAUAAUUUUACUGCACCAAUUUUAGACAGAGUCCUGGAAAAAAACAAUUUUCUGUGCAUUGAAAAAAUCUGUCAUUUAUUGCAUUUUGCUUUUUAAAUUAAAUAAUGGGGAAAAUGCCUUAUAAUUCUUGAAGCUGAGUCUUAGAGUUUGGCAGCUGCUGCUGCUGCUCUGAAGAACCAAAUCAGUCAGCUUUGACACAAACCAUCUAUAUUUUAAGAAUCUGAAGUUUUCACUUUAACUUGAAACUUGAUAGGACUAAGCAAAAAAAUGCACUGGUUUAAGUAACUUACAGCUAAAAGCUAGACUUGUAGUUUCUUUAAUAUUAGGUCAGAGCUGUUCAACUGGAUGCCCUUUAGUUGUUUGGAACUAUAAUUCCCAUAAAUCAUAACGAUGGUCAGUAAUCAUGGGAGUUACAGUCCCAGAGAUCUGGAGACCACCAAGUUGAAUAAGAUAGGAUUGCAUGGCCAUAAAUGGCUUGAGUGUUUUAGUCUAAAUAAUUGAUUUAUUAAGCAAUGUAUGCAAAUGGGAAUAAUCAGAUAACUUAUGUGAAUUAAUUUGCUGAUUAAACAUUCUAAAGUGAUGGGGACAACUUCUCACUUGUGCUUACAGUAAUGUGUUGCUUUAUCCUAACUGCUACCACUUUUAUGCUAAAAGGCUACUUUUUGGAGUAUCUUACAAGCUUUGGGGGAAUGAGGGAUUUUGCUAUACUGUAUAAUUGGUAGUCAUUCUACCUAUACUGCUUUCUAACAUCCCAAAUGCUUUUAUGGGUAUUUAAGACUGCACACUGUUGUUUCAGGCUGCCCAAAAGAAAUUAACAUUAUCACUGCAAUCAUACACAUUGAAGGUAAGCCUUAUUUGUCUCAGUAAAACUAGCAUCUUCUAAGUGUGCUUCUGAGUGGAUAACAAGGCUUAUCGGAGAGGAUGAAGAAAUGAUUUAUAGUGGUUACAAGCAUAUGAAUACCACUAAGCUUAAGGGCUUACACUCACUAAAAUACAAUUGAUAUUUCAUAGUACUUUUGUGCAGAGUUAAUUGACCCAUUUUUCCUUGUUCCAUUGUAGAUAUUCUGUAAGUACACUUUACAUUGUUUUCUGUAUGAGCUGCUACUUGUGCUGUAAAAAGGAGGAAGAGAGGUGCUCCAUCACUGAGUCUGGCUAAUGUUAAAAAUGCCUAAUAUUUCCCCUUAGUUUGUGGGUGUGGCUUUUUAGAAGAUAGACCAUUGAUUUGUUUAGAGAUGGAGAAUAUUCCAGUGGUACAUUUGUUUGAAAUUCUGCAAUAAUAACUUGCUGUAGAAUGUGCUUGGGCUUUCAUUUGAGCUUGCAGAAAAUAAAUUUAUUGAAUGUACUUGUUGUUUCUUGUAAAGGUCAACUACCUGCCAUUUGUGAAAGAAGGGCAGCUAAAUCAGUUUUUAGGAUGAGCUGCUUUAACUUCCAUUCCUUUUAGUGGUUCAUAUUCAAGAGGCCCAUCAAAAUCCUAUAAAACAAAUAAACAUUGACAGAAGUGGUAUUUGGCCAUAAAUGUGAGGAAAUCUCAUAAGGGCCUAUCUGCUCAGACUAAAGUUAUACACUUUUUUGUAAAUAGGUCAGGUGAGAGUUUCUUUAGUUUGAUUUUUUUCAUUCCAAAGUUUGGCCAUCUAUAUCAAACUGGUUACAUAUAUGAUGGAGAAAAGGCUCAUAGCCAAUAGCCACGUAAAAGCACAUACCUAACAAGAGAGUAAGUUUCUUAACAAUAGAGCUUAGGUGCUAUUUGGCUUUUCUGAUUUUGUAACAGACAGUUGACAGGAUGUAAUUAAAGGAUAAAGAUCCACAUUUGACCACCACCUAAUAUGGAUAUAAAUAUUACUGUUCAAAGUUCUAGGUGGUUACCAGGCAUUAUUUCAGUCCAAACAUACUUACUUUAGGCACAUAGUAUGAACUUUGCAUCUAGUUCCUUAAUUUAUAAUAAGACUACUUGGCCUGUUCAUUUUGUAGGAUAGGGUUUGGGACAGUGACUUAAACUAUCUGGAUUCUGUCUAAAUGAUCUUGUACCUUGCUGCAGUUUAUAUUUUUUCAAUGUUCCUUUCAUAUAUUUCAGAAAUUUUAAAGUUGCCACAUUUGGUUCUAGUGUAUAUUAUUAUUAGCAGUGAUUAAUAGACAAAAGCAAAUUCCAAAGUAAGUUUAAACAUGUCUGUAAACACAAUUUGGUUGUUAAGAACUAUUCAGACAAAGACUCAAGGUACAUGUAUACAAUUAAAAUACAAUUUAACUGUAUCGUGAUUCCAGGUUUUUGAAUUUGAUUUUCUUGAAGUCCAUAUAUAUGUAUAAUGAUAUGAAGUGUCCAGUUCUUGAUAAAAACCUUUCUUAGUGUCAAUAAGACAAAAGCUAGCCCUGUGAAAUUAUAUAUGAAAUAAUAAAAUUAAUAUAAGGUU